Molecule: messenger RNA, 2256 nt
Organism: Prunus mume (Japanese apricot)
Lineage: Eukaryota; Viridiplantae; Streptophyta; Magnoliopsida; Rosales; Rosaceae
Product: pyrophosphate--fructose 6-phosphate 1-phosphotransferase subunit alpha
Biological process (GO): response to glucose; glycolytic process; photosynthesis
Cellular component (GO): cytosol
Molecular function (GO): diphosphate-fructose-6-phosphate 1-phosphotransferase activity; 6-phosphofructokinase activity; ATP binding
Source: RefSeq, a predicted model, not a curated record
AAAACCCGUCAUUUGAAGACCCGUCACCAGACACCAGACGCAGCAGCGCUUUUCUACUUUACACCAAACUCAAUACCCACCAAAUUCUCUCUCUCUCUCUCUCUCUUCUCUCUCACUCAAUUCAUCUCCAUGGAUUCAGACUAUGGCAUUCCCAGAGAGCUCUCUGAUGUUCAGAAAUUCCGAUCCCAAUAUCAACCAGAGCUUCCUCCUUGUCUGCAGGGAGCUACUGUAAGGGUUGAAUUUGGUGAUACAACCACAUCUCUAGAUCCCACAGAUGCCCACACCAUUGGCCGCUACUUUCCACACACUUAUGGUCAGCCUCUGGCUCACUUUCUCAGGGCAACUGCAAAAGUCCCUGGUGCUCAGGUUAUUACUGAGCAUCCGCCUUUUAGGGUGGGAGUUGUGUUUUGUGGGAGACAAUCUCCUGGAGGACACAAUGUCAUAUGGGGUCUCCACAACGCUCUUAAAGUUCACAACCCCAAAAGCACCUUACUUGGGUUUUUGGGUGGUUCUGAAGGUUUAUUUGCACAAAAAACUCUUGAGAUAACAGAUGAAAUUCUUGCAACCUACAAAAAUCAAGGUGGUUAUGAUUUGCUGGGAAGGACAAAAGAUCAAAUUAGAACAGUUGAGCAAGUCAAUGCCACGCUAACCGCAUGCAAGGAUUUGAAAUUGGAUGGUCUUGUCAUUAUUGGAGGUGUGACAUCAAAUACCGAUGCUGCCCAGCUUGCAGAGACAUUUGCUGAAGCAAAAUGCCAGACAAAGGUGGUUGGGGUUCCUGUCACUUUGAAUGGAGAUCUUAAAAACCAGUUUGUGGAAGCUAAUGUUGGUUUUGAUACAAUCUGUAAGGUCAAUUCCCAGCUAAUCAGCAAUGUCUGCACUGAUGCUCUUUCUGCAGAGAAGUAUUAUUAUUUUAUUCGACUCAUGGGCCGGAAGGCGUCACAUGUUGCGUUGGAGUGCACCCUCCAAUCCCACCCAAACUUGGUAAUUCUUGGUGAGGAGGUGGCUGCAUCAAAGCUAACUCUUUUUGACAUUACAACGCAAAUUUGCGAUGCAGUUGAAGCCCGUGCAGCACAAGACAAGAAUCAUGGUGUCAUCCUAUUACCAGAAGGACUUAUUGAAAGCAUUCCUGAAGUGUAUGCCCUCUUGAAGGAAAUUCAUGGUUUGCAUAGGCAAGGAGUUUCUGCUGAUAAAAUUUCUUCUCAACUUUCUCCUUGGGCAUCUGCGUUGUUUGAAUUCUUGCCACCCUUUAUCAAGAAACAGGUGCUCCUUUUGCCUGAAUCAGAUGACUCUGCACAGCUAUCCCAGAUUGAGACAGAGAAACUCGUGGCGCAUCUUGUAGAGGUGGAGAUGAAUAGACGUGUGAAAGAAGGCACAUACAAGGGGAAGAAAUUCAAUGCAAUCUGCCACUUUUUCGGUUAUCAGGCUCGGGGGUCUUUACCAUCAAAAUUCGACUGUGACUAUGCAUAUGUUCUAGGGCACAUCGGCUACCAUAUUCUUGCAGCUGGUUUGAAUGGUUACAUGGCAACUGUAACUAACUUGAGGAAUCCUGUGAAUAAGUGGCGAUGUGGUGCUGCUCCAAUUACAGCAAUGAUGACUGUUAGGCGUUGGUCUCAAAAUCCUGGGACUGCUUCAAUUGGAAAACCUGCUAUUCAUCCAGCUACUGUAGAUUUGAAAGGCAAAGCAUAUGAGCUGUUGAGACAAAAUGCUACAAAAUUCCUGCUCGAUGAUAUCUACAGAAAUCCAGGCCCUCUUCAGUUUGAUGGUCCUGGUGCCGAUUCUAAGGCUGUAACGCUAUGUGUUGAAGACCAGGAUUACAUGGGGCGUAUCAAGAAACUGCAGGAGUAUCUUGACAAGAUUCGGACUAUUGUAAAGCCUGGGUGCUCACAAGAGGUUCUGAAAGCAGCUUUGAGUGUGAUGGCCUCUGUGACAGAAGUUCUUUCCGUUAUGUCCUCAUCUCCUAUCAAUGGCCAAUCGUCCCUUUAAUAGUAAACUUAAUUUCUCUUCUUCAAUCGAACUUCACUGGUGUUGAUGCCUUUUGUACACUGAAUUUUAAAAUUAUUUGGCAUCUUCAUGUCCUUUUUUCCUGGUUAGCAUGCGGAAAUGUAGGUUUGGGAGUGUCAAAUUAUGGGAAUAAUCAGAGUUUGUUUUCCCUUUCGAUGCAACUUUUUUGCGCAAAAUAAUUAUGAGGAUUGUAUUUCAAAUUUUGGGAAGGAUAAAAUGAUGUUUGUGAAUUAGUAAGGUGUCAGGUUCAACUUU